AUGGAUGAGCAGAUGAUGGAUGCUGGAAACAACAGGAAGCGCCCUCAAGCCUCUGAACCAGCCGCUGCUACGCUGGGUGCACGGACGACCAAAUCGUCGGGCUCAAACGAGAGCGCGCUGGACCUGUCCCAUCCUCCCAGCGCCGCGCCGCUACUCUACCAAAUCCCCAUCGGGAUCCAUUCCACCCAACCAGAUCGCUCCGACCACCUCCCUCGUUCUGCGUCGCCGCCCAACCACAGCAAGCCCUCCUCGAUCAUCCAUCCACUCCACCAGCCACCCACAAGCUCCCUCACGCUCGAGGUUGUCCUCCUCGUCUCCGCGCCUCUGCUUCGCCAGAGACUGGCCUCGCCGCCGCCCAAGCCCGACCUCUCCUUCAGCCAUGCCCGUGCCCUCCUCCACGCGCUGCCCCGCCCGACCUCUCCUUCAGCCGAGCUCCUCUCCCUCGCGCCCGAGACCUCGCCAGCAUCCCAGGCCCCGAGCUCCGCAGCGCCAUCCCCGCCUCCUCUGUCUCGCGCUCGUCCGCGUCGACGCCGGCAGGCUCCGGCCGGAUCUCGGCUCGGGUCCCCGCUGCUCCUCCUCUGCCGCCCUUGUUGCAAGUCGCCCGGAUUCGUCGGACCCCUGCUUCGUUCCCCUCCUAGUCGUGCCGCCGACGAGGUCCCCGACAACCCAGCCAGCGCCGUUUUCUUCUCUGCUCGAGGAACUCCAGCAGCCACGCACGACCGCGUCGACCUCCCCUGCCUCAUCUGCGUCGUCGUUGCAACUGGCGCAUGCGCCUCUCGCCGACCUUCCUCUCCGCCUCCCCAAGCUGCGGCCUCGCCGGAGAGCUCCCCCGCUCCCGUCCCAUCGCGCCGUGCCUGCCUCCUCUGCUUCGCGCUCGUUCGCCGCCGCCAACUCCCUGCCGCUGCCUUCUGCUUCCCCUGCAACGAGCAGAGCCACUGCCGCCCCAACCCGGCGCGCCUCCGCCCCUUCUCCGGCCAAGUCCGGCGCCCCAUGGCCGGAUCCGCCGUCGCCUGCUCGUCGGUAGCCGCCCCCGUGCCCGCGACCCCUGCUUCGCCCGUUCAUGCGCCGCUGCCCCUGCAUCGAGCCGCGUCAGACGGACCAGCGAGGGCACCCUGCUCCCGCUCGUCUUCGUUGACCCGGUCCAGUCGACCGCCAGGUCCACUCCGAGCGUGGGCUGCGAGCCUCUCCAAGGCCUAG
Messenger RNA from Aegilops tauschii subsp. strangulata, 1197 nucleotides. NCBI's taxonomy places the organism in Eukaryota, Viridiplantae, Streptophyta, Magnoliopsida, Poales, Poaceae. The record is from RefSeq and is a predicted model, not a curated record.